GUCGUCGUCCCCCUCCCGCCGUGCCCCCCCCCGCCCCCGUCCACUCCGCCGCCCCCCGGUGUCGGCGCGGCGCGGGGCGGCGGGCGCGCUCCGGGCAGCCAGGGCGGCGCUCGGCGGGGCCGCCCCCGCCAUGUCGGUGAACAUGGAGGAGCUGCGGCACCAGGUGAUGAUCAACCAGUUCGUGCUGGCGGCCGGUUGCGCCGCCGACCAGGCCAAGCAGCUGCUGCAGGCGGCCCACUGGCAGUUCGAGACGGCCCUGAGCGCCUUCUUCCAGGAGACCAACAUUCCCAGCAGCCACCACCCCCCCCAGAUGAUGUGCACCCCCAGCAACACGCCGGCCACGCCGCCCAACUUCCCGGACGCUCUGGCCAUGUUCUCCAAGCUGCGGACGUCCGAGAGCCUGCAGAGCAGCAACAGCCCCAUCACCUCCAUGGCCUGUUCCCCCCCGGGGAGCUUCAGCCCCUUCUGGGCCUCCUCACCCCCCAGCCACCAGCCUGCCUGGCUGCCCCCCUCCUCACCCACCGCCCACGGCCUCCACCACCACCUGCACCACCCGCAGCCUGCCUGGCCCCCCGCCCCCCCACCCGCUGCCCCCCCACAGAAAGCCAUGGCCACCAUGGAUGGCCAGAGAUAAGACUGGGUUGGUGGAGGGGGAAGGGGGGGGGGGGGGGAAUUGGGGGGGUCCAGGCCAGGGCGUUGGGAGUGGGGGCUCCCCCAGAAACGCACUGGAAUAAUUUUCUAGGUUUUAUUAUUAUUGGGGGGUUUUUUUGGGGGGGUGGGGGGGGAAAACAUGCUGCCGGGGGGGGGGGGGCACCGGCCCAUGAAAGCCUCUGCAAGAGUUGCUAGCUGGUCUUUUCUCCCCUCAUUUUUUUUUAAAUAUAUAACUAUAAUAUAUAAAUAUAUCUAAUGUAUAUAAAUCCAGAGAGAAGGAGCAGCAGCACAGAGGCAGCUGCCAGGUUGGGGGGGAGUUUCCCCUAUGGCUCCCCCCCUCAGCAUCCCUGCAGCAGGGCGGGGGGGGGCAGGAAUAACAGAAAUAACAGAUGGAGGUGGCUGUCAGCACCCCAGAUUAUGGCUAUGGGGGCACAGAGCUGUUGGGGGGCCCCCCCAGCUCUGGAUUUCCCGGACGCUUGUUGCAGCGCCCAGAGCAAACACCCCUCCGGCUUCUGAAAUUCAGCCCGGCUUCUUGCACAGCCCCCCCGCCCCAUCCUCCCUUGGCAGUGACUGUCCCCCCGUCCCUGCGGCCACCGGUCAUGGCUCUUCCCCAGGGAGGGGGAACUGAGGGAUUUUUUUUAGUUUUCAAACCAAUCUUGCUUAAAAAAAACCCGAAAAAACAAACAAAAAAAGAAAAAAAAAACCAACAAAAAAAGGUUGAAGGUUUUUUAUUAAUUUAAAAAUAAAAAAAAAAAAAAAGACUUUUUUAACA
This is a messenger RNA of Grus americana (Whooping crane), 1423 nucleotides long. RefSeq names its product UBA like domain containing 2 (gene UBALD2). The transcript is spliced from 3 exons. Gene Ontology annotation, molecular function: protein binding. The record is from RefSeq and is a predicted model, not a curated record. Bases 131 to 634 code for a protein of 167 amino acids. Lineage: Eukaryota; Metazoa; Chordata; Aves; Gruiformes; Gruidae.